Messenger RNA from Gopherus evgoodei (Goodes thornscrub tortoise), 3665 nucleotides. Its product is annotated as apoptotic chromatin condensation inducer in the nucleus-like. Gene Ontology annotation, molecular function: nucleic acid binding. The transcript is spliced from 15 exons. Bases 16 to 3423 code for a protein of 1135 amino acids. The record is from RefSeq and is a predicted model, not a curated record. Lineage: Eukaryota; Metazoa; Chordata; Testudines; Testudinidae.
AACAUCUAGAACAGGAUGCAGCCUGGACUUCAGGCCCAGCUCCUCAAGCUGACGGUUCCCUGUCACUUUCCAGCCUCUGGGAAGAGCUACCCCAUCUCCCGGGAGAGAAACGACUCUGACGAGGAGGGGACCAGGAGGCAGGAGCGCCGCUCCACCCGGGUCAGGCAGGCCAGAGCCACCAAGCCGCCGGAGGGCACCCAGGCCGUGGGGCCAGAGGAGCGGGAGGCGCCCCCUAGGGGCCGGAGGAGCGUGCCACGGCCCACCCUGAAGCUGGAGGAGGAGGAGGAGGAGGAGGAGGAGGAAGACGAGGAGGAAGAGGAGGACGACGAGGAGGAGGAGGACGAGGAGGAGGAGGAAGCAAAGGCUCUGGAGAGGAAGGAGGCUUCUCGGGGGAUGGGGGAAGCCUGGGCCCCAGGCCCUCAGGCGAGCAGCUCACCCCAGGAAAUCAGGGGGUCCUGGCAGGAGAAGGGGGGGCUUAUGGUCCCAGCACCCCAACAGACAGGAGUGCCCAGAUCCCCAGCACCCCAGGAAGUGGGAGGGAGCCGAUCUCCGACACCCCAGGAAGUGGGGUGGCCUGAGGCCCAGGGAAUGGGGGGCCCCAGAUCACCAGGGCCCCAAGAAAGGGGGUCAGCCCAGGCCCUGGAGCCCCAGGAGACAGAGGGGCCCAUAGCUCCUGAGCCCGAGGAAAGGGGGGUGACCAGGCCCUCGGAAUCCCAGGGAAGUGGGACAGCUGUGACUCCAGCCCCUGAGGAGAAGGGGGAGCCCAGCCUGCUAGACCCCCAGGAAAAGGGGGAGCCCAGUCUAAUGGCUCCCCAGAAGAAGGAGGAGCCCAGCCUGCCAGCUUCCCAUGAGAAGGGGGAGCCCAGCCUGCCAGACCCCCAGGAAAAGGGGAAGUCCAGCCCAACAGCCCCCCACCAGAAGGGGGAGCCCAGCCUACUGGCCCCCCACGAGACGGAGGAGCCCAGCCCACCAGCCCCCCAGGCAAAGGGGGAGGCCAGCCCACCGGCCCACCAGGAGAAGGAGCAGCCCAGCCCAACGGCUCCCCUGCUGGAGGAUUUCUCAGAGAAGAAGGGAGUGGCUGGACUCCAGGAAAACAAGGGGGUCCCCCAGGAGGAGGCAGAGGAGCCCCCUGAGAUCUCACAAGAAGAGGGGGUGGCUGCAACCGCCAGCUCCCCAGCCCCUCCCCAGCUGACAGAAGGGGAGGCACCAAUGGCCCCCCCUGAGGAGGAUGAGCCCCCUCCCCCACUGCUGACCAAGGAGGCCCCCCCCAGUCAGAAAAGGCCAUCGGGGACCCAGCCAGCAUCACCUUCCCCUCCCCCCCAGCGCCAGCAGAGGGGUGGGUCCAACUCAGACUCCGACUCAGACUCCACUUCCUCCGGAUCCCGCUCCAGCCGUUCCGAGUCGCCCGCCAGGAAGCACCGGGCCUCACGCUCCAGCAGCAGCAGAAAGAUCUCACCUGGGGGCGAUGCCUCACUAAAGCUCUGUCUGUUUAUCUGGAUGCCCCAGUCGCACAGCCCUGACGCCUCACGGGCUGGCCCCAGCUCCCCACACACCAAAGAGCCCUCCCCAGCAAGACAGCAGGAGGCGCUGGAGAGUCCCAUGGCAGAGGGCAGACCGGCCACCUCGCCCCCGCCGGCCCCCCAGAGACGCCCCAGCCACGGGCACCGGCACAGCCCGUUGUCGCAGCAGGGCGGCUCAGAGACCCCAGGGGGCCCAGCCAGGGCAGUGCCCACGGGGGACCCGCCGCGCCAGGCAGAGCAGAGGCAGCGUGCAAGUAGCCAGGAGGAGAAGGAGGAGGUGCCUAUGGAGUUGGAGCCCCGCCAGGCUGGCACUAGCCCCCCGACCGGCCCCACUGCUCAGCCCCCCGGCCCCAACGAGCUCCCCGACGGGGGGCCUGAGGACGAGGAGAAGAAAGAGGUCACGGCGCAGCACAAGGCCUUCAAGAGGAAGAUCUCCGUCGUGUCAGCGGCCAAGGGGGCAGCGGCAGGGAACAGUGACACGGAGGGCGGCCAGUCGGGGGGGCGCAAGCGGCGCUGGGGGUCCAGCACGGCUGCCACCCAGAAGAAGCCGUCCAUCAGCAUCACCACCGAGUCGCUUAAGAGCCUGAUCCCUGAGAUGAAGCCGGUGGUGGGGCAGGAGGCGGUGGUGGAUCUGCACGCCGACGACUCCCGCAUUUCAGAGGAUGAGGGAGAGCGCCAUGGGGAGCCGCCGGCCCACGAGAAGGGGCUGAAGAUCUGCCGGACCGUCACACAGGUGGUGCCAGCCGAGGGGCAGGAGAAUGGGCAGGGCGAGGAGGAAGAAGAGGAGGAGAAGGAGCCGGAGGAAGAGCAGCCCCAAGCCUCUCAGGUCACAGCAGAGUUGCCGUUGCCCCCACCUGUGGAGCACGAAGUCAAGAAAGUGACACUCAGCGACACCCUGACGCGCCGUUCCAUCAGCCAGCAGCGCUCGGGCGUCUCCAUCACCAUCGACGACCCCGUGCGCACGGCCCAGCUCCCGUCACCCCCCCGCGCCAAGCCCAGCCCCAUCGUGCACAUCUGCAACCUGGUGCGGCCCUUCACGCUGGGCCAGUUGAAGGAGCUGCUGGGCCGGACGGGGACGCUGGUGGAAGAAGCCUUCUGGAUCGACAAGAUCAAAUCGCACUGCUACGUCACGUACUCCACGGUGGAGGAGGCGGUGCUGACUCGCAACGCCCUGCACGGGGUGAAAUGGCCCCAAUCCAACCCCAAGUUCCUGUGCGCUGACUUCGCCGAGCAGGACGAGCUGGACUUCCACCGGGGGCUGCUGCCCGAACGGGCGGUAGAGGCAGCGGCGGCCCCAGGGCCCGGGCUGGCCGGUGGGCGCGGGAGCCGGCGCUCAGCCCCCCGGGAGCCGGAGCGGGCGGUGCGGGAGCAGUGGGCGGAGCGGGAGCGGGAGAUGGAGCGGCGGGAGCGCACUCGGGCCGAGCGCGAGUGGGACCGUGACAAGGUGCGCGAGGGGCCCCGCUCCCGUUCCCGCGAGCACCGCCACAAGGAGCCGCCCAAGGCCAAGGAGAAGAAGGGCGAGAAGAAAGAGAAGGCACCGGAGGAGCCCCCCGCCAAGCUGCUGGACGAUCUCUUCCGCAAGACCAAGGCCGCCCCCUGCAUCUACUGGCUGCCUUUGACCGACACCCAGUUCGUGCAGAAGCAGGCAGAGCGGGCAGCCCGGGCGCGGGAACGGGAGCGGCGCCGGAAGGAGCUGGAGGAGGAGGAGGUGCGCCAGCGGGAGCGGAGCCGCCAGGCCGAGCGGGAGAAGCGCCGGGAGCACAGCCGGGAGCGGGGGGCUGGGGGUGCCCCAGGGGCGGCAGGCGGCGCCGAGCGGGGAGGCCGGGAGCGCCGCGAGGCCAAGAGGCACAGCCGGAGCCGGAGCCGCAGCACCCCGGUGAGGGACCGUGGGGGGCGCCGCUGAGCCUCUGUUGGGCAGCUGUGGGGGAGGCGGGCCCAGCCCUCUAUGGGGUCACCCCAGGCUCUGCCGGGGCCUGCUGGGUUAUUGAGUUGGAUAAUUCUGCCCCCCACCCCCACCCCCUGGGGCAGAUCCCCCCCCCCCCCCCAAACCCCGUUAAUUUGUAUUUUAUUUUGGGACAGAUGUGUUUUUUUUUAUUCUGCUGUUGCUGGGAAUCGAGAGGAAUAAAAGCCGGAGUUAGUUUCAUA